GACAGACUGUCUGCCGGAGCGGUGUGUGUCCUCUGUGCGUGUCCUCUGUGUCUGUCCUCUGUGUCUGUCCUGUGAGCGGGAUGGCGGAUGGAGAAAUGUUCGCAUUGGAGGAGAACCAGGCUGUGGAGGCGGGACCGCGGGACCACAGGAGGCUGACCCGACUUUACUGCAUGAACGGCGGACACCACCUGCAGAUCCUGCCCGAUGGGACGGUGCAGGGCCGGAGGGAGGAUGGAGACGCUCACACUGUUUUAAAGAUCAAAUCAGUGGACAGAGGAGUGGUGGUCAUCCAGGGGACAGAGGCUGAGCGAUAUCUGGCAAUGAGCGAUGAGGGACGUCUGUACAGUUCACCCACAGUCUCUGAUGAGUCGUACUUCCUGGAGAAACUGGAGGAGAAUCACUACAACACAUAUCGGCCUCAGAAGCAACGGGAGAGGAACUGGUAUGUGGCUCUGAAAAAGAACGGAAAACCUAAACUGGGUCCAAGAACUCACAUUGGGCAGAAGGCCGUCUUCUUUCUGCCCCGCCAGCUGGACAGCUCUGGGGAGUAGAAGAAGAAGACGUUCACCUCAACACGCAGUGUUUACCUGGAAAAAAAAUGGACCAGCAGCUGCUGGAGGACAGAUUUGUGUUUGUGAAAUAAGACGGGGUGAAAAGUGGUUGAGGAGAUGCUGGGAAAGGACUAGAUAAUUAUUUUUUCAAUGGUCUUGGUCCCUGCAAAAAGGAAUUUGAGCUAAAACACUGCACUUGUCUUUUUUUAUCCUCAACCUCCCACAUUACUGAACAACCCCAUGUCAUCUCUAUUAGCAACUGAACUACACUGCUACGGUCACUGUUCCUCUUAAAACCAGAGAAGAAGAAAAUGAAAGGUCAGAAACAGCAAAUGAGCCAAGUAAUUGUACUAUUAUGUGAUGUUAUUUAUAUUAACGGUAACCUAGAAGCAUUGUACACAAUUAUAUCCUGUUUAUAUAGACUAUAAUCAUAGAAAAUAUACUGCUAGUGAAUGUUUAUUUAUCUAACAUAUCUUAACGACUGAGGAAUUGUUUCCAGAUGUCAGUGAGAUUUGGCCAAACGUUCGGCCAAACAAGUCAUUUGUCUUGUGGAUGAAGGUGUGAUUACAGGGGCUGCUCUAAAAUAAUCUCUGGGACCAUUCUCUCAAACUGCUGCAUUUACUUGAAUGUUAAGAUGAUGGAUGUAAACCUUUGACUGAGAAUGUUGCAGGUGUGGUGGAGUUCAUAUAUCUGCACUUGUGCUUAAUAAAAUAUGUCUUGAAAAAGGUGUUGGUCCGGCCGACACCAAGAGGUCGAGGUGAGGGAUUUAAGCUUUACCAGACUUGUGGAUGGUUCAUAUUCUCUGCAGUUACACGCUGCUGCCCCUUGUGUUAUUACAGUGAAAUAUGUGACGUCCAUGACAGCAAUACAGACCUGACGGGCCCCAAGGCCAAUGGAAACCCCUCCUCUACUGAGUGCUUUUUUUUUUUUAACCUGAAAAAAAUAAUUCUUGAG
Molecule: messenger RNA, 1505 nt
Organism: Paralichthys olivaceus (Japanese flounder)
Lineage: Eukaryota; Metazoa; Chordata; Actinopteri; Pleuronectiformes; Paralichthyidae
Gene: fgf1a
Product: fibroblast growth factor 1a
Biological process (GO): positive regulation of transcription by RNA polymerase II; positive regulation of gene expression; fibroblast growth factor receptor signaling pathway
Cellular component (GO): cytoplasm; nucleus
Molecular function (GO): growth factor activity; fibroblast growth factor receptor binding
Source: RefSeq, a predicted model, not a curated record